Molecule: messenger RNA, 3698 nt
Organism: Manis pentadactyla (Chinese pangolin)
Lineage: Eukaryota; Metazoa; Chordata; Mammalia; Pholidota; Manidae
Product: scavenger receptor cysteine-rich type 1 protein M130
Exons: 17
Coding region: 129-3461 (1110 amino acids)
Cellular component (GO): membrane
Source: RefSeq, a predicted model, not a curated record
UUCAGUUUUUUGUGGAAGUGAGAUGACUUUUUAGAAUUCUUAGUGGUCUUCUUCUUUAGGAGAACGUUUCUAGGGAAUAAUACAAGAAGCCCUAGGAACUAUACAACUUUGGAACGGGCAAACUCAGAAUGUUGCUGCAUGAAAACUCUGCAUCAGCUGAUGUUAGAAGAUGUUUUGUCCUCUUAAGUCCCUUCACUAUUGCUGUGGUCUCCAUCCUCAAUGCCUGUUUGAUUACCAGCUCUGUUGGAGGAACAGAUAAGGAGCUGAGACUAGCAGCUGGUGAAAACAAGUGUGCUGGAAGAGUGGAGGUGAAGGUCCAGGAGGAGUGGGGAACUGUAUGCACGAAUGGUUGGGACAUGGAUGAGGUGGCUGUGAUCUGCCGGCAGCUAGGAUGUCCAACUGCUAUCACAGCCACUGGAUGGGCUAAUUUCAGUGCAGGCACUGGACGCAUUUGGAUGGAUCAUGUUGCUUGUUGGGGGAAUGAAUCAGCUCUCUGGGACUGCAAACAUGAAGGAUGGGGAAAACAUAACUGCACUCACCAACAGGACGCUGGAGUAACCUGCUCAGAUGGAUCCAAUUUGGAGAUGAGGCUAAUGAAUGGAGGAAGCCGGUGUUCAGGAAGAAUAGAGGUCAAAUUCCAAGGACAGUGGGGAACAGUGUGUGAUGACAACUUCAACAUAGAUCAUGCCUCUGUGGUGUGUAAACAACUUGAAUGUGGAAGUGCUGUCAGUUUCUCUGGUUCAGCUAAUUUUGGGGAAGGUUCUGGACCAAUCUGGUUUGAUGAUCUUGUGUGCAGUGGAAAUGAGUCAGCUCUCUGGAACUGCAAACACGAAGGAUGGGGAAGGCAUAACUGUGAUCAUGCUGAGGACACUGGAGUGAUUUGCUUAGAUGGAGCAGAUCUGAACCUCAGACUGGUAGAUGGCGUCACUAAAUGUUCAGGAAGAUUAGAAGUGAAAUUCCAAGGAGAAUGGGGGACAGUGUGUGAUGAUGGCUGGGAUAGUAAUGAUGCUGCUGUGGCAUGUAAGCAACUGGAAUGUCCAACUGCCGUCACCGCCAUUGGCCGAGUUAAUGCCAGUGAGGGAACUGGACACAUUUGGCUUGACAGUGUUUCUUGCCAUGGACAUGAAUCUACUCUCUGGCAGUGUAAACACCAUGAAUGGGGAAAGCAUUAUUGCAAUCAUAAUGAAGAUGCUGGUGUGACAUGUUCUGAUGGAUCAGAUCUGGAGCUGAGACUUACUGGUGGAGGUAGCCGCUGUGCUGGGACAGCAGAGGUGGAAAUUCAGAAACUGGUGGGGAAAGUGUGUGACAGAAACUGGGGACUGAAAGGAGCUGAUGUGGUCUGCAGGCAGCUAGGAUGUGGGUCUGCACUCAAAACAUCCUAUCAAAGUUACUCCAAAGUUAAGGCAACAAACACAUGGCUGUUUAUAAGCAACUGUAAUGGAAAUGAAACUUCUCUUUGGGACUGCAAGAACUGGCAAUGGGGUGGACUUUCCUGUGAUCACUAUGAAGAAGCCAAAGUUACCUGCUCAGCCCACAGGGAACCCAGACUGGUUGGAGGGGACAUUCCCUGCUCUGGUCGUGUUGAAGUGAAGCAUGGUGACGCGUGGGGCUCCGUGUGUGAUUCUGACUUCUCCCUGGAAGCUGCCAGCGUGCUGUGCAGGGAAUUACACUGUGGCACCGUCAUCUCUAUCCUGGGAGGAGCUCACUUUGGAGAAGGAAAUGGACAUAUCUGGGCUGAAGAAUUCCAGUGUGAAGGACACGAGUCCCAUCUUUCUCUCUGCCCAGUAGCUCCGCGCCCAGACGGAACUUGUAGCCACAGCAGGGAUGUUGGAGUAGUCUGCUCAAGAUACACAGAAGUCCGCUUGGUGAAUGGCAAUUCCCCAUGUGAGGGGAGAGUGGAGCUUAAGACACUUGGCACCUGGGGUUCCCUAUGCAACUCUCACUGGGACAUGGAAGAUGCCCACGUUUUUUGUCAGCAGCUUAAGUGUGGAGUUGCCCUUUCCACCCCAGGAGGAGCACAUUUUGGGAAAGGAAGUGGUCAGGUCUGGAGGCACAUGUUUCACUGCACCGGGACUGAGUGGCACAUGGGAGAUUGUCCUGUGACAGUUCUGGGUGCUUCACUAUGCUCAGCAGGGCAAGUGGCCUCUGUAAUCUGCUCAGGAAACCAGAGUCACACGUUAUCCCUGUGCAAUUCAUCAUCUUCAGACCCAAAAAGCUCCACCAUUUCAGAAGAAAGUGCUGCUGGAUGCAUAGUCAGUGGUCAACUUCGCCUGGUGAAUGGAGGCGGUCGUUGUGCCGGGAGAGUAGAGAUCUACCAUGAGGGCCUCUGGGGCACUGUCUGUGAUGACAGUUGGGACCUGAGGGAUGCCCAUGUGGUGUGCAGACAGCUGGGCUGCGGACAGGCCAUUAAUGCCACGGGUUCUGCUUAUUUUGGGGAAGGAACGGGGUCCAUCUGGCUGGAUGAGAUGAACUGUAAUGGAAAAGAGUCUCGUAUUCGGCAGUGCAGUUCACAUGGCUGGGGGCGGCACAACUGCAGGCACAAGGAGGAUGCAGGAGUCAUCUGCUCAGAGUUCAUGUCUCUGAGGCUGACCAGUGAAACCAGCAGAGAGACCUGUUCGGGGCGCCUGGAAGUCUUUUACAACGGAGCUUGGGGCAGCGUUGGUAAGAGUAGCAUGUCCACAACCACUGUGGGGGUGGUCUGCAGGCAACUGGGCUGUGCGGACAAAGGGGACAUCAGCCCUGCAUCUUUGGACAAGACCACAUCCAGGUACAUGUGGGUGGACAAUGUUCAGUGUCCAAAAGGACCUGACACACUAUGGCAGUGUCCAUCAUCUCCAUGGAAGCAGAGACUGGCCAGCCCCUCAGAGGAAACCUGGAUCACAUGUGCCAACAAAAUAAGACUCCAAGAAGGAUCCACUAAUUGUUCCGGACGUGUGGAGAUCUGGCACGGAGGUUCCUGGGGCACAGUGUGCGAUGAUUCCUGGGACCUUGAAGAUGCUCACGUGGUAUGUCAGCAGCUGGGCUGCGGCUCAGCGUUGGAGGCACUCAAAGAGGCGGCGUUUGGUCAGGGCACUGGGCCCAUAUGGCUCAAUGAAGUGAAAUGCAAAGGGAAUGAGUCUUCCUUGUGGGAGUGUCCUGCCAGAUCCUGGGGCCACAGUGACUGUGGGCACAAAGAAGAUGCUGCUGUGAAGUGCUCAGAAAUUGCGAUGAGCAGAAGAUCAUCCAACGCCACAGGUCUCUCAUCUCGUGUUGCCUUCGGGGUCUUUGGGCUCCUUCUGCUGGCCUUUCUCAUCGCGCUCCUCUUGUGGAUUCAGAAGCGGCGACAGCGACAGCGGCUCACAGUUUCCUUGAGAGGAGAGAAUUCUGUCCACCAAAUUCAAUACCGGGAGAUGAAUUCUUCCCUGAAGGCAGAUGAUCUGGACCUGCUCAAUUCCUCAGGGGACCAUUCUGAAGUACACUGAGAAGGAAAAUGGGAAUUAUAACUCAGUGAGUUCAGCUUUUAAGACACCUUGAUGAAGACCUGGACUGUGUAGCAAGAAUCCACCUUGUUCACUGAAGACUACAGUACCAUCCUAUUUCUCUUACUGUUCCAAAGACUGCUGCUGAUUUUAUAAAAAAUAAAUUGGUGAAUGUGACUACUAAAAACUGUGUGUAAGACUUUCAAGGGAAUUUUAAAAAAGGAAUAUCGCUCAUUUGAA